CUCCGCUUUACCCCUGCCAGCCUUCUUCCUCUCCUUUUUCCUCCUUCUGUCUCUUCUCUUUUUUUUUUUUCUGCUACCAUUUUCCUGCGGUCCUUCGCCCAGCGUUGCUCACUGCCGGUCAGGUUCAUCGCUGGGUUGUUGUGAUUGCUGUAGCCUGCAGGAGAGCGGAGUCCGUACAUGUCGGCGUGCGCAGGCACGCAGCGCAGGCGGACACCCGCCGGUUCAUUCAGCAGCUGCUCCUGUGAGGAUGCAGACAGGAGAGCUGCAGAACUCCACGUCAUCCUGGAAAAUUCACAUGCUGGGGGGACAUGACAGUAUUCCCAACAGACCCCAGCCUGCAGUUAAAUGCAGUUAACUGCAUUUAGUUGCAUUUAACAGUUUUAAAGGUUUGACAUUCAGGCUUUGGAUCUUCCCGUGCAUUUUGGAUCAGAGGAUAAAGAUCACUUGAUCUAGGAAGACAUGAAAACACUCAGAACCUCCAUCAGCAGUUUAAUCACCAUAAUAAAACAGAGCAUUCAUCAGAUCCUUACAGAGCUAUGCAGACUCGUCUCCAGAGUCAAGCUGCCAUCUUCUUUUCAUGUUUGACGAGGGAACACGCCCAGGUAACGACGAAGAACCAAAGGAGAUCCUGGUUGAAGCAAGCCUUGGCAGCUUCUGUCUGUCACCGUCUCAGGGUUUGGCAAAAGCAGCCGGGCGUGCACACAAUGCCAGCCAGGCGCUGUGCAGGGAAAGAACCCACUUCCAUUGUUCCACACAGACGGGCAUGCAAAUGUGCAACUUUUCCCACGCAGAGAUUAAAAGCAGAGUCUUUCUGGGGAAUGCAUGUCUCAAACUUUAAGGUGGACCAACUGAGGACUUCCUUUAUGCAGGAACUCAUUUUGCUGGUUCCUUUACUCAUUUCUGUUCUGGAUCAGAGUUACAGUUUUCUGUUCUUGUCUGAAUCAGAGCAGGUGCUGAAAUCAGACACUAAACAGCUAUUAGCAGAAGGCUGAAAGAAGGGGAGGAGAAUAGGAGGAAAACAGGAGAGCUCUUCUCCAACAGUAGCAGAGGGAGGGAGGAGGAAAAACAGGCCAGAGGGAAGGCAGAGCAGGGCAGCUUACAGGAUCUGCACUGUAAGCAACUCUGUCAGCAGCAAGUGGUGGCAGCGCCUCCACUCAACCUGGGUUUGUUUUACCGAGAGACAAGAAGGAGCGUCUUAGAGCAGCAGAACGGAGCCCAGGAGCAGCGACCCAAAGGUUUGAGCGUGGGGGGGGGGAGAAGCCGGGAGGAACACCAGGCGGGAAUGGAUAGCAGAGGGACUCGGUCUGAGUCUGGGAUGGCCGGGAUUCAAACGCUGCUGCUGGCCACCGUCCAGCACCCACACUAGGCUGCAAGCGCCACAGAGCUCCCAUGAGCCCGUUCAGCCAUGUUCCCCGGGUAUGGAUUAUCAAGCUUUCCUGAUUUCCAGCCCCACCUUCAUGCUUUUGGCUGCAGAGGAGAACGUCCCAGCAUGUGGAUCCCGCGCUCAGGAGAGCCCCAGGCGCCCAGUGACUCCAGGGAGGGCAGGCCUCUCCUCCACAGGCACGUUGCCGUGUGCCAGCAGGAGACGUUGGCUUUUAUCGAGCUGCAGCCAUCGGUGACCCCCAGACUACCGUGUUUUGGUCCGCAGAGGUCAAGCGUGAUCUCUGACGCUGAAUGCAUGUCUCACUCUGUGCCUCUGAGAGGCUUCAGUCAGACUCGGAUUGAGCUGAAUGACAUGCAGAAGGGCCGCCACAGGACAGCCAGUGAACACGACACGAGGCCCCCCCCUCCUGGAGGUACCAAGGAUGAGCUCCAACACAAAAAUCCCAGCAGGACGUUCCCACAGGAGCAGGCAGAGCCGCAUCGAACGGUCACGACCGUUUGUCGCCCGCUCCACGCGGCUCUCAGCCUUCCUCUGCCUCUGCCCCUGUCCUCUCUGUACGGCUGGGAAGCUCAGGCACCGUGCUCCCCAUCCUCUCCUGAAAGCCCGGGGUUUCCAGGUCCAGACAGCCUUCCUCAGAGAAGAAGCUCCCAGGGGUCCAUCAAGGAGAAGUCCAUGCGGCGAAAAAUGCAGGUUUAUUCUCCAGACAGCCUGAGUGACGAGUCCCUCAGCAGCCCGGUUCUGGAGGCCGACUACAUCUUUCCUGGACCCUUUGCUUCUUUCCUGGAGGAGGACCUGAGUGGAUUAUCGUCCCUGGAGACCCCCUUCACCCCCCCAUCCACAGACGGUGCCGCAGACCUCAGUCAGGAGGAUAUUUUCGACGUCCCUGAAGAGCCGUUGCGGAUCAUAGAGGACUCUGAUCCAGGAGCCGAGGAGGACCGCAGAUGCGUGGAGGCAUCCGUCCCCUCAGGAGGGAGCUUUCUGACACGCUGUCGUCAUGGAGACCAAGAGCGGCGGCGCUUCUCCGCUUCAGAGCUGAUUUCCAGACUGCAGCUUUCUCAAAGGAAAAGCUCCUUUACUCUGAAGCUGGGGAAGUCACUGUCGGCUCGGGUGGCUUCCAGGGACCGGCAGAGCCCCAACCCCGACUAUAAGUCCAACCACAGACACCGCGGCUCCGGAGGCUCUGGUGACAGCGGCCCCCACAGUCCUGUUGGACAGGCGCCCCCCCUGCCCAGCAGUGACGGUGCUCAUCGGUGGAGCACAAAGCUCGGGAUGAGGAAGAAAUCCACGGAGGAGGACUUGGGCGGCGUCGCUCCGGUUUUGGGCUCAAACCGGCUCUCGCGGUUCCUGCCCAGCUCGAUCCUGUACCAGGAAUACAGUGACGUUGCCAUCAACAGAGAGAUCCAGAGACAGCAGGGGAAGGAGCCCAGCACAGAGGAGGAGGGCCUGAGGGACGACGGGUCCGAUGGGACCCAGUCUCCAUCAAAUCUGUCUCCGUCCAGCUCCUUUCGCUCCUCAAGAGGUUCUGCUUUUGCGCUGUGGCAGGAUAUACCAGACGUCCGGACCAGCGGCCAGCUGGACCACUUCAGCAAGGAGGAGAGGAAAUUACAGGAGGCAAAGUUUGAGCUGGUGACGUCAGAGGCGUCCUACAUCCGUAGCUUGACCAUCGCAGUGGACCACUUCAUGCUGUCCCAGGAGCUGGCCGAGUGUCUCGGAGCUCAGGAGAAGCAGUGGCUCUUCUCCAAACUCCCUGAAGUCAAAGACGUCAGUGAGAGGUUUCUGCUGGACCUGGAGCGCCGGCUGGAGGAGGACAUUCUCCGUUUUGAUGUUUGUGACAUUGUGCUGGACCACUGCACUGCUCUGCGAAGAGUCUACCUGCCUUACGUAACCAACCAGGCUUAUCAGGAGCAGACGUACCAGCGGCUGCUGCAGGAAAACCCUCGAUUCCCGGGCAUCCUGGCCCGCCUGGAGGAGGACGCCGUGUGCCAAAGACUCCCUCUGACCUCUUUUCUGAUCCUCCCGUUUCAGAGGAUCACACGGCUGAAGAUGCUGGUGGAGAACAUCUUGAAGCGAACGGCUCCAGGAUCACGAGAUGAAGACACCGCCACCAAAGCCUUCAACGAGCUAAAAAAGAUCAUCAGAGAGUGCAACUCCAGCGUGCAGUCCAUGAAGAGGAUGGAGGAGCUCAUCCACCUCAACAAGAAGAUUCACUUUGAAGGCAAAAUUUUUCCGCUCAUCUCUCAGUCCCGCUGGCUGGUGAAACACGGGGAACUUCUUGAGGUGGACACUCCGAUGAUGAGCAUCUCUGGAUCAAAGCUCAAGCUGCCCACCAAGCCAGUGUACCUCCACUUGUUCAACGACUGCCUGCUGCUGUCCCGGAGGAAAGAAACGUGGAAGUUCAUGGUGUUUGUCCAUGCCAAGAUUGGAGAGCUGAAGGUGAAGGAUCUGAGUCAGAAGCUGCAGGGCAUCUCAGGCUUCAUCUUCCACCUGCAGCUGUGUGAAGGCCAGCAGCUCAAACAUCAGAUCCUGCUCAAGUCCCACACUGAGAGCGGGAAGCAGAGGUGGAUCACAGCAAUGUUCCCGUCAAACCCACUGGAGGACAUUGAGCAGGCCACAGAGAACGACGAUAUAUCGCAGGUUCAGUGCAUCAAAAGUUAUCAAGCUCAGGAGCACGACGAGCUAACGCUGGAAAAAGCAGACAUCCUUCACGCCAAGAUAAUAACGAGUGACGGCUGGGUGGAGGGCAUCCGCCUGUCAGACGGGGAGCGUGGCUGGUUCCCCAAAACCUACGUGGAGGAAAUCACAAGCCGCAGCGCACGCCUGCGCAACCUGCGGGAGAAUAUCCGCAUCAAAUGUGUCACACAGAAACUGAGGGUGGAGGACUGAGGACGGCUCACCUGCCGCUGGUGGUGGUGGUGGGGGGGGUCCAUAUGUGGAGCGCAGAGGCUAAAGUGCAUCAGAUUUUCAUAAACACUCUUUGAAUGCAAACACUGCUUUUUGGAUCAAACAUUUUAAGCUCAAAGUCUUCUGAAAAAUUGAGAUUUCUGCUGCUGGUUCCUUCUGGAUUCAGAAACUUCUGAGUCUUUAGAGCGUCUGAUUGGAGGAUGCAUCCCCCCCCCCCCCGGUCUGCAGAACGAUGAGCAGACUGACAUUGGGACACGCUAAUGUUAGCAUGCUGCUUGGAAGAGUCGUCACAAAAGCUGAUAAAACUACUGUUAUUAGAGAUUGCAGAGUAUAGAAAAACCUUUACUGCACAUGUGCAGCUUUGACUGGAGCAAGUCACACGUAUUGACUGUAUCUGAGAACUGGACUGAGUGGCCCCUCCCCCAUGGCUUUCCAAACAGGAAGUGGCUCCAGGAAGCCAAAAUCCCACCGACUUCUACAGAGAAAUAAACAGCUGUUCCUC
Oryzias latipes (Japanese medaka) is the source of this 4787-nucleotide messenger RNA. It is a transcript of the gene arhgef19, whose product is annotated as Rho guanine nucleotide exchange factor (GEF) 19. The record is from RefSeq and is a predicted model, not a curated record. Gene Ontology annotation, molecular function: protein binding; guanyl-nucleotide exchange factor activity. Gene Ontology annotation, biological process: regulation of actin cytoskeleton organization; activation of GTPase activity. NCBI's taxonomy places the organism in Eukaryota, Metazoa, Chordata, Actinopteri, Beloniformes, Adrianichthyidae.